AGAGAGACUGGAGCUGUCUGUGGAUAGGUGUAACGUUUGCUCGCUCGGUGCCGUCGUUACAUGUGUGAGGAAAAGGGAAAGGGGGGAGGCUGAUAACUGGGCGAAUUCAGCACCCGAAAGCGCUGCGCUCCGAUGGGGUCGACGGGGAUGAAAUGAGGAUGAUGAUGAUGAUGUCUAGCGUUUACUCUCGACGAUGACAACGCUCUCCUUUACUUGAAGUUCGAACCCAUUGGGUAGAAGACUGUCCUCCAUGCCCACCCUUCCUUUUACCCAAUCCAAUCCCUGCAACCCAGCGACUUUCCCCUCCUACUUUCUCCUGCCACUUAUGUCCCACCUGAGACCACGUCCUGCUGCUCCACCCAAAUGCACCCAAGCCACGGAUUUUGAACAGCACAUACUAAGAGCCAAUCAGGAGCCUUGAAGCCAUUCAGGAAAUAGCAACACAACUCAUGAAUCUACCUGAGCACUGAGGAAAAAAUAAAGGAAAAGCUGUGGAUAAUAAACUCAUUGUGAAGAAGACAACUCUGACAGUACAUGUCUACCCUUGAAGAAGAGCACAGCAAUUAGGAGAUUCCACCAAGAAAGCUUGAAUAGAGGGUGAAUUCAAACAGACACUCACUGAGGGACAGGAUAUAGAGGAAAAGAAAGAGAGAACAACUGCACGCAUAGGAUAACAUAUCUGCAAUACUCACAUUCCCACACACAUUACAGACUGUUAAGGCACACGUUCUUACCACAGACCACACGCUACACAUCCUAAACACCUGCAUAUGAAUGACAAGUUGUUAAUCAGUGUGCCGUAGGCUCUCAGGCACACAAACACCAUCAGAUUCGCGGUCCCACACUGUGAUCCUCGCAAAUUCCUCUUUUUGUAGGGCCAAGACAUACACACACUCGCCCUUAAACUCUCGCACCUGUUCACGGCCUCAAGAUGAUGUGUGAGGUGAUGCCCACCAUCUCAGAGGACGGCCGGGGUGGUAGUGGAGGAGGCCCGUCCUCUCCUGCCGGAGGUGGUGGGGGUAUGGGGGGCGGUGCAGGGGGCAUGGGUGGUGGCUAUGGGGGCCGGGAGACCCGUGGUGGAGACGAGGGGGGGAGCACUGGAAAUCUGGAGUCUCUGAUGGUGAAUAUGCUGACGGAGAGAGAGCGGCUGCUAGAGAGUCUCAGAGAGACCCAGGACAGUCUCGGCACGGCACAGCUACGUCUGCGAGAGCUGGGUCACGAGAAGGACUCGCUACAGAGACAACUCUCCAUCGCACUGCCACAGGAGUUUGCAGUGUUGACCAAAGAGCUGAAUGUAUGUCGGGAGCAGCUGCUGGAGAGAGAAGAGGAGAUUGCUGAGCUCAAGGCGGAGAGGAACAAUACACGGCUGCUGCUGGAGCAUCUGGAGUGUCUGGUGUCUCGUCACGAGCGCUCUCUGAGGAUGACUGUAGUGAAGAGGCAGGCUCAGUCUCCUGCUGGAGUCUCCAGCGAGGUGGAGGUGCUCAAGGCCCUCAAGUCCCUGUUCGAACACCAUAAAGCCCUGGACGAAAAGGUGCGUGAGAGAUUGCGUGUGGCUUUAGAGAGAGUUGCCGUUCUAGAGGAAGAGCUGGGAGCUUCCACAAAUGAGGUUCUGUCUUUACGGGAUCAGAUUAAAAGGAGAGAACGGGGUUUGGACAAUGGAAAGGAGCGGCUCCCGAACGGCCCCUCCUCCAUUUUGGAUGAUGGCGAGAUUGACAGACAGAGAGAGGGAGAGAUAGAGAGACAGAGAGCAGAGCUUUCACAGUUAAAAGAAAGACUGGCGCUCAUGUGCAGACAGGUUGGAGAGAUCGAGGAGCAGCUCACUACCGCCAGAAGGGAAUUAGCUAAAUCUGAGGAAGCCAAUCAGAAGCUUCAGAGGGACGUGAAAGAGGCGCUGUGUCAAAGAGAGGACAUGGAGGAAAGAAUUACCACCUUAGAGCGCAGGUACCUCAGUGCCCAGAGGGAGGCAACCUCUCUCCAUGACAUCAAAGACAAGCUGGAGAACGAGCUUGCCAGCAAAGAGUCUUUAUACAGACAGAGUGAAGAGAAGAACAGGCAGCUCCAGGAGCGUCUAGACGAUGCUAAACAGAAGCUGCAGCAAACCCUCCAGAGGGCCGAGACGCUGCCCGAGAUCGAGGCUCAGCUCGCCCAGAGAGUGGCGGCACUCAACAAGGCGGAGGAGCGUCAUGGCAACUUUGAGGAGCGACUGAGACAGUUGGAGGCACAACUUGAAGAGAAAAAUCAGGAACUACAGAGGGCGAGGCAGAGGGAGCGGAUGAAUGACGAACACAACAAGCGUCUCUCUGACACGGUGGACAAGCUUCUGUCGGAGUCCAAUGAGAGACUGCAGCUGCACCUGAAGGAGAGAAUGGCUGCCCUGGAGGAGAAGAACGCUCUCUCUGAGGAACUCGCUAACAUGAAGAAGAUACAAGAUGAUCUCUUAGCGAACAAGGAUCAGCUGAUUGCAGAGCUGGAGAGGCUUCAACUAGAGCUGGACCAGCUCAGAGGAAGACCUGGUUCCUCUUACUCACGGUCUCUGCCAGGAAGUGCUCUGGAGCUGAGGUACUCCCAGGGAGGUGGGUCACUUCCUGCUGGCUCCACCACCCAUCUAGAUCAUUAUGGAAACACAGGCACAGGAGGGGUGGUCAGACGGGCUCAUCGUGGACGCUGGAGCGGGGCAAGGGAGGACGCUAGCAAAUACGUCGAAUGGGACGGCGGAGCUUUGCUGGGCACUGGGUUCGAGGGUGGCGUGGAGGACAGGUGUUCUGAUGAUGAAGACGAUCGCGGGACGCUCUUCGAAUCGGAGCUGCUGUCACCAAGCGGUCAGACAGAUGUGCAGACUCUCGCUAUCAUGUUGCAGGAGCAGCUGGAGGCCAUCAACAAAGAGAUUAAGCUGAUUCAGGAAGAGAAGGAGAGCACAGAGCUUCGUGCUGAAGAAAUCGAGAGUAGAGUCAGCAGUGUGGCUCUGGACGGCCCUCCCGUCCCCCCAACCUCUCUGGGGCGGGACAGCACAGGGCGUGGCUUCAUCCCCCCAUCCCUCACAUCCUCCACCCUGGCAUCGCCCUCUCCACCCAGCUCCGGGCACUCCACUCCUCGCCUGCCCCACUCACCAGCACGUGAGACAGACAGACAGAACAACAAAGAUGACGACAGGUCCCUGGCCCUUUUGGAUUCCACCCCUCCUCCCACCCCUCGUGCUCUGCGAUUGGACAGGAUGACGCACACCCACCCUGGUGCAAUGUUGGAUGACAGUCGUGAGUUCCGCAGCCUCUCAGCUGAUGGCAGCAGCUCAAACAGCAGCCAGGACUCCCUCCACAAGGCCAGCAAAAAGAAAAGCAUCAAGUCUUCCAUCGGCCGGCUCUUUGGGAAGAAGGAUAAGGUCAGAAUGGGUCAGCCUGGACGUGAGUCAGCAUCUCUGGCCUCGACCCCCUCAGAUGACCUGGGCUCCGUGGAUCCCCUCGGACUCACUAAGAUGGCUGGUCCGGUGGACAAGGACCGUCGCAGCAAGAAGAAGCAUGAGCUGUUGGAGGAGGCAUGCCGACAGGGGCUACCCUUUGCAUCCUGGGAUGGACCCACUGUUGUCUCCUGGCUGGAACUGUGGGUGGGCAUGCCGGCGUGGUACGUGGCAGCCUGUCGUGCUAAUGUGAAGAGUGGAGCCAUCAUGGCUAACCUGUCAGACACAGAGAUCCAGAGAGAGAUCGGCAUCAGUAACCCUCUGCACCGCCUCAAACUGAGACUGGCCAUUCAGGAGAUGGUGUCCCUGACCAGCCCCUCGGCCCCGGCCAGCACACGCUCUUCAACCAGUAACGUGUGGAUGACCCAUGCUGAGAUGGAGUCCCUGACCGCAGCAACCAAACCAGAGCUGAAAGAGAUUAGCUGGGAUCAGAUCCUGGCUUAUGGAGAUAUGAACCAUGAGUGGGUGGGCAAUGAUUGGCUGCCCAGUCUGGGUUUGCCCCAGUACAGAAGCUACUUCAUGGAGUCACUGGUGGACGCCCGCAUGUUGGACCAUCUGACCAAGAAAGAGCUGCGUGGGCAGCUGAAAAUGGUGGACAGUUUCCACAGGGUGAGCCUGCAUUAUGGCAUCAUGUGCCUGAAGCGCCUCAAUUAUGACCGCAAGGAGCUGGAGAGGAGGAGAGAUGAGAGCCAGCACCAGAAUAAAGAUGUGAUGGUGUGGUCAAACGAGCGUGUGAUGUGCUGGGUGCAGUCCAUCGGCUUGAAGGAGUAUGCAGAUAACCUGACUGAGAGCGGUGUGCAUGGUGCCCUGCUCGCCCUGGACGACACCUUUGAUUACACUGACCUCGCCCUGCUCCUGCAGAUACCCAAUCAGAACACACAGGCACGACAACUUCUGGAGAAGGAAUAUAACUCUCUCAUCGCCAUGGGAACAGAGAGGAGGCCAGACGAGGAUGGCACCAAGACGUUCACCCGCUCCCCUUCAUGGAGGAAGAUGUUCCGGGAGAAAGAUCUGAGGGGCGUGACCUCUGACUCCUCAGAGACCUUGCCUGCUAACUUCCGUGCCUCAGCCAUCUCUACCCCCUCAGUCACCCUGAGGAAGGUCCAGAGUGAUGCAUCUGCAAGGGCAGAGUCUGGCUCAGUGAGGACCUACUCCUGUUGAGGGACUGCGAAGGAGGCGCCGUUGUCAGAGAGCUGGACCCGGCUUUACAUUUCAUUCACGGGGAGGAGGGGGAUAAGCAGAAAAAAAGCAAUGAAUAUAUACAUUUAUAAAUAUAACUCUACUGGUCUGACCAUUCUGCAAUAACAGAAGAGGGAUGGAGAAAGAG
Molecule: messenger RNA, 4778 nt
Organism: Cyprinus carpio (common carp)
Lineage: Eukaryota; Metazoa; Chordata; Actinopteri; Cypriniformes; Cyprinidae
Product: liprin-alpha-3-like
Biological process (GO): synapse organization
Cellular component (GO): presynaptic active zone
Molecular function (GO): protein binding
Source: RefSeq, a predicted model, not a curated record